UUAUUUUUAGAUUUGAUAUAUUGUAGUGUUAUUACCUUUCUUAGGACCUGUUUGAUUACAUGAUAAAGAUGUAGGAUUGGACUGUUAAUCCUAUCAAAUUCAUAUUCUUGCAUUUGGAUCACACAAACGGCAUAUGGCUUAAUAAUACGUAGGAUUCUUAAUCCUACAAAAUUUUCGUAUAUCUAAUACCAAAGGAGAGUAGGUAUUAGCAAUUCUACACAUACUUAUCCCAUGAGAUUGUUAAUCCCAUCACUAGUACUCCAAAUAAUCAAACAGGGCCUUAGACCCUACUACUAUCCACUGUGUAUUUUUUUAUUUUUUUUUUUAAUUCUCAUAAAUUUUUUUAGGGGAGAACCAAUAACAAAUCCUUCUUUGGGAACUAUGGAGAGAGAGAUGGAUGCCUUAAUUGUAAACAAGAGAGUGAAGAGAGGGAGAGCAUAAAACUUCGUUAACAAGAAAGAGAUGUUUAAUAAUGUCCCAUUCAACCUAACAGAAACCCACAAGGAAUGAGUAAUAGAUGCUUCCCUUUAUCAGCAUGCUAUCGUAUCAUAAGAAACACAAAAGGGAAAAGAAGAAGAAGAAGAAGAAGAAGAAGAAGAAAGUCUAUCACAAUAAGCAUAAAUAUUACAAUGCCUUAGCAGAAUCAGAUUCCAAAAUGCAAGAGAGGAAUUCCCACAUGACAAUCCAAACAUUAAUCAACUGUUCAUCAUCAUCAUAAAAAUGCCCUCAAAUUCUUCAUAAUCCUCAUACUAAUCAAUAGCUUGAUCUUGACUGUGUUCGAUUCUCAGCUUUAAUGUCAGCAUACCCAAUAAAGUAUUGCUGCAUGGUGAUGAGGAUGAAUAUAGACUGCAAUGGUUGUUACAGGAAACUAAGGUCAAUCCUCCUCAACAUGAAAGAAAUAGAGACACACUUGAUAGAGAAGCAACACUGCAGGGUGUCUGUGUGCGGGAGAUUUAGACCGUCCGAUGUGACUAUAAAGAUAAGGAAGAAAAUGAAACGCAGAGUCGAAAUCUUGGACAUUCAAGAAGAGUCCGCCGGCACUGGCUUCUAAGGUGAUGUAGGUCAGAAUCAUCAUAUGCAAACACAACAACCCACAAGUUUCUUUGUAACAACACAUUGCAUGAGUUGGCAAGGAUAGAUGAUGAUAUGCCUUCACAUUUUGGAGGGGAGAUAUUUGUAUAUAGCACCUCCAAAAUGAUUGUACAUAUCAAUAUGGAGUAUAUGAUUUAGGGACAUAUGUAUGAUGUAUUCAAGAAAAAACACACAAUGUAAGUAAGUUGUUACAUGGAUUUUUUUUCUCUUCA
Molecule: messenger RNA, 1304 nt
Organism: Camellia sinensis
Lineage: Eukaryota; Viridiplantae; Streptophyta; Magnoliopsida; Ericales; Theaceae
Source: RefSeq, a predicted model, not a curated record